AUGCAUGAGAUUCUGGACAAGGCGUAUGACAAGUACGUGGGUGGAAACAUCGACCAAUCGAGCCUGAAGCACGGAGACCUGCUGUGCGAUCCAACGCUGGUUGAAGAUUACGCGGACGUGGUGAAGACGUUUCCGCAGAGACGGCGUGACGACGAGGAGCACAGCGUGAAUAGCAGCGUCGUGUUCAACCCAGCAGCAGGAGCCGCUGGAUCGCCGUCGAAACAGUACAGAAUGAGCCACAUGAGCCGCGUGAGCGGGACUUCGAGCACGUAUUCGCGGGAGGACGACGCGGGCGCGAGUGCAGCUGCCUCCGCCACUGAGGCGGCAGAAUGUGGCAGUGGCGCCACGAGCACUUCGGACCGCGCGCGUCUGCUUGAUGAAGCGUAUGAAUACUCGGACUCAGAGUUUGAAGACAACCUCGAAACUCGGCUGAAGGACCUGGAGUCCGAUUUCCGCAAGGGAGAAACAGAAACGGCGUACUUUUCAGACGCGUCCGUGGACGCGUCUGCAGAGGAGGACGAGAAGGACCUGGACAUAACGAGCGGCCGGAUAGGGCUUGAGCGCGACGCAAACGACGACGAUGACGAUCUGGACCCUGAUGACGAUAGCGACAGCAACCUUCUACCGCUGCCACCGCCAGAGGAGAUCGACCCGGACAAACUCUACGCGCUGUACCAAUUCCAAGGCCCGGACCCUUCGCACUGCCAGCUUGACCAAGAUCAAAGCUGUGUCCUGCUCAACGAUCAGGAUUCAUACUGGUGGCUCGUAAAACGGUGCAACGAUGGCAAAAUUGGGUUUGCCCCCGCCGAGAUACUCGAGACUUUUCCCGAACGACUGGCGCGUUUGAACUGCUGGAAAAACGAAAACAUGAAGCCCGACGAGGCGGCCAGCGACACAUCUACGGAAGAUGGCGACGCCAAGAAGGGAAACCUCCUUCAGAGUUACGAAAAGAGCAACAAAUCCGUCAGCUUCAACGACGUGGUCAGCUAUGCGGAGAGAUAUCUCGAAGGUAGUGACAACGAGAGUACAGAACACGUUGCAGCGGGGUCUCCUCUCGACGAGACCUACGAGUCUCGAAUUAAUGACUGCGGUGACACUAGCGAGGUGGUCAGCGACGCGUCGUUCACCGUCGCUAAUAUAGCACCCUUACAGGUGAAAAAGACAAGACCCAAGGGAGACAGCGAGACAGCACAAAGCACUCAGGCCGAAACCCUAAAGGAAGCGCCUGUACGGGAAAGCGUGGCUUCGGCCAAAAGUACAGAUGACGGUUUACGCCAAAUAUUUCAAGCACCCGCAGUGCCCUUUGCGUCCAACAAUAAGGGAAUGCCGACGUCCAAUUCCAACUAUUCCAUAUCAACUAUAGGAGAGUACUCUCCGUCUUCUUCCGAAUGGACCAAUGACUCACCGCAAAUAAGCAAUGGCGGUUUCGAUUUGGAACCUACCAACGACGCAGACGCGAUUCCAUCGACAAGAGCCAUUCAGGACAUAUCCAAGAUCUUUGCAGAACCUGUGAAAGGCCCUACAUCAGCACAGGCAGUCCAAGUAACGCAAGCUGCCUCCAAGCACGACGUCACCGCACAGCGUGAAAGCAUAUCCGCAUCAUCUGACGAUUCCUGUUUAGAUGAGGAGCGUGGCACAUCGGCCACCACGAUCAACAGCACGAUGUCCUUGCCAGACGGCAAACACGUACAUCACCCCGUGGUACUUGAACUUUACAGUCCAUUGUUCAGCCGCAUCGACGAUUUAAUGAAGAAACUAGAUCAGUUCGUUGCAGAAUGA
Messenger RNA from Lachancea mirantina, 1779 nucleotides. NCBI's taxonomy places the organism in Eukaryota, Fungi, Ascomycota, Saccharomycetes, Saccharomycetales, Saccharomycetaceae. The record is from the annotation of a GenBank genome assembly.